AUGUUAUUAUCAUUAAUUGAGGUACUUAUUGUAAUUGUACCAUUAUUAUUAUCUGUUGCAUUUAUGACAAUUGCAGAAAGAAAAGCAAUGGGAUCAAUGCAAAGAAGAUUAGGGCCUAAUGUAGUAGGAUAUUACGGUUUACUACAACCUUUUGCAGAUGCGUUAAAACUAUUUGUAAAAGAAUCUGUAAUUCCAGCUCAUGCUAAUAAAGCCUUAUUCUUAUUUGCUCCAGUAUUAACUUUAAUUGUUAGUUUAUUAUCAUGGGGUGUAAUUCCUUUUGGUUCUGGAUUAACAUUAGCUGAUAUUAGUUUAGGUAUUUUAUAUCUAUUAGCCGUAUCUUCUUUAGGUAUUUAUGGAGUUGUAUUUGCAGGAUGGUCUGCCAACUCUAAAUAUGCUUUCUUAGGAUCUUUAAGAAGUACUGCUCAAAUGAUUAGUUAUGAAGUAGUGAUUGGAUUAGUUAUUUUAACUGUUAUCCUAUGUUUAGGAUCUUUAAAUUUAACAAGUAUUAUUGAAUCUCAAAUUAGUACUUGGUAUAUUAUUCCUUUAUUACCAUUAUCAUUAAUGUUCUUAGUUUCUAUUAUUGCAGAAACAAAUAGAGCACCUUUCGAUCUUCCAGAGGCAGAAAGUGAAUUAGUAGCAGGUUUCUUUACUGAGCAUUCGAGUGUUCCUUUUGUAAUGUUCUUCUUAGCUGAGUAUGGUUCUAUUAUUUUAAUGUCUACUUUAUAUAGUAUUUUAUUCUUAGGAGGUUACUUAGUACCAUUUGUAUUCUUUGAAAAUCCUACAUUUUUAUCUUUAGAAGGAUUAGCUUUAGGAUUAAAAGUAUGUUUACUUCUAUUCAUCUUCAUUUGGGUGAGAGCCUCAUUUCCAAGACUAAGAUAUGAUCAACUAAUGUCUUUCUGUUGGACAGGUAUGUUACCAGUGGCACUAGGAUUUAUUAUUCUAGUUCCAAGUAUCAUCAUGGCCUUCGAGAUCGCUUAA
Umbelopsis ramanniana AG is the source of this 978-nucleotide messenger RNA. RefSeq lists its product as uncharacterized. The transcript has a single exon. Lineage: Eukaryota; Fungi; Mucoromycota; Umbelopsidomycetes; Umbelopsidales; Umbelopsidaceae. The coding region runs from base 1 to 978 and encodes 325 amino acids. Gene Ontology annotation, biological process: aerobic respiration. The record is from RefSeq and is a predicted model, not a curated record. Gene Ontology annotation, molecular function: NADH dehydrogenase activity. Gene Ontology annotation, cellular component: membrane.